Scylla paramamosain (green mud crab) is the source of this 1917-nucleotide messenger RNA. RefSeq lists its product as uncharacterized. The transcript has 2 exons. Lineage: Eukaryota; Metazoa; Arthropoda; Malacostraca; Decapoda; Portunidae. The record is from RefSeq and is a predicted model, not a curated record. Gene Ontology annotation, molecular function: DNA binding. Gene Ontology annotation, biological process: regulation of transcription by RNA polymerase II. Bases 422 to 1462 code for a protein of 346 amino acids. Gene Ontology annotation, cellular component: transcription regulator complex; nucleus.
ACCAUAUUCAGGUGGUAAGGAGAAGGCAGAGGUAGCUGAUCGGCUGCAUCUGCCACUGUCUUCCUUCACCCGACACUCCUACACCUCAAUUCAACUCUGCUCCCUCUUCUCAGCAUGCAUCACAGUCUUACACGGUUUUAUUCCCGAACGACACGACUAGGCAGUACUGGAUAGCAACACCCCUCACUGACUCGUAACACCUCUUUACCACCAUUCACUCUAUAAUUCAAGACUCCUGUCAAGACAGUUGCAACAUACUCGUACAUAUGAGACAACAUGUGCUCGACAAGGUAGACACGGGGCAUGAUAAGAUUUACAAUACAUAAUAAGUACACCGAGCAAAUGCCAUAACAAUAUCCAUACGCUGCCGUCGCCGCGACGAAGGCAGGCACGGAUUGCUAAGCGACCAGAACACGGUUGAAUGAGGAUCGCGGCGGACUCGCCAAGUGGCAGUCGCGGCUCGACUCAGUGCGUGGUCGCGCGCGGAGGGGCAAGGAAGGGUGAUUGUGUAGAGACUGGAGACACCGCCCUUGCUACUGGUACUGCUGCUGCGAUUAUUGCUGAUAUCAUGACGACCGACAGCAUUCCCAGGAACAUUCGCUUCAUCCAGGAGGUGAAGAAGCACCCGUGCAUUUACAACUUCACGCUGCAGGACUACACCAAGAAGCACGCCACGGAAGGCGCCUGGCAGACCGUGGCCGCUGAGAUGAACGACACUGUUCGCAAUUGCAAGGACAAGUGGAAAAACCUUCGCACUGUGUUUGUCCGGAGGAUGAAGCCAGACCCAUCAGGUAGGAGGAAAACCACCAAGCCCUACUACUUGAUGGACGCCAUGCAAUUCCUGCUGCCCUUUGUCAGACUGCAACAAGGCAUCAAAUCCACAGACACCCAGAAGCUCCUCACACCUUCACGUACUGCUGCAAAAGACGGGAAAGAAGACAUUGAACACGAAAAUGAAGAUGUUCAUGAUGAUUGUGAUGGUGAGGAUGAUGAUGAUGAUGAUGAUGAUGAUGAUGAUGAUAAUGAUGAUGGUGAUGAUAAUGAUGAUAGUGAAAGAUUGGAAACUAACAGCCAACCACCUGGAGGAAGUAAUGAGUCAAAAUGCUCAAUCGAUGUUAUUCCUACUAUCACUACCAUUGCUAACACCAACACUACUCAGAAUGGGACUCCAUCUAGUACUAGAAUGACCCACAACAAUAAGAGGAGAGUUUCUAAGACCAUGUUUGUUGAUUGUAGUGAAGUAUUCGCCAAGAAGGCAAGAACCUGUAGUAAUUACACUAGUGGUGGUGACUGUGAUGGUCGUGGUGAUGGUGAUGACCCUCGCAAGCUGUUCUUAAUGAGUUUGGUGGCUGACGUGCGUGCAAUGACGGACGCCCAGAUGAGGAAGUUCAGAAAGUUGGUGUUGGACGCGAUCGACGCAGUUCUGGACGAGACUCCUAAUGGAACGCCUGGAGACACCUGAACGUGCUUCAUGCACACACACACACACACACACACACACACACACACACACACACACACACACACACACACACACACACCACACACACACACACACACACGUAAUACCCUAUAAUUAAUUAUCUGCUGUGAUGGGAGAAAUUAAGUAAAUUACACACAUUUUAUAAUGGGAUUGUCUGUGUUCUUAAUUGCACACACACACACACACACACGUAACACAAAUUGGAGCACACAACGAGUGCAUAUCCUUGCCACGUUCAUAUCCUUGCCAGCACUAUACACCAGCCAGCCAUCGCUGUUCAUGGUGACUCACCUGGUGCUUGCUGGUGCAUGAAACCAACCAUAGGAGAGGAUUUGAAAUCCGUGUCUAGCGCACUGAAAACACAAUUAUUACAUUAUACUCUGCUUAAUCUAAUGAAAGAAAGGGAGAACCAAAAAUAAAUUAAUAAAAUAUAA